Molecule: messenger RNA, 683 nt
Organism: Mizuhopecten yessoensis (Yesso scallop)
Lineage: Eukaryota; Metazoa; Mollusca; Bivalvia; Pectinida; Pectinidae
Product: DNA-directed RNA polymerase II subunit RPB1-like
Exons: 4
Biological process (GO): DNA-templated transcription
Cellular component (GO): RNA polymerase II, core complex
Molecular function (GO): DNA binding
Source: RefSeq, a predicted model, not a curated record
CCUAGGUACAACCAGGAGAGAUGGUCGGAGCGUUGGCUGCCCAGUCGCUCGGAGAACUUGCCACACAGAUGACACUCAACACUUUCCAUUACGCCGGAGUAUCUGCCAAGAAUGUAACUGUAGGUGUGCCUCGUCUCAAGGAGAUCAUCAACAUCUCUAAGAAACCAAAGACUCCUUCCCUUACUGUGCACUUGACUGGCCAGGGAGCAAGAGAAGCAGAGAAGGCCAAGGAUGUACUGUGUAGGCUGGAACACACGACUUUGAGAAAGGUCACAGCAAACACAGCCAUUUAUUAUGACCCGGACCCACAGAACACAGUCAUAUCCGAGGACCAGGAAUGGGUCAAUGUGUAUUAUGAAAUGCCGGACUUUGAUGUGUCCAGGAUUUCACCCUGGCUGCUCCGAAUGGAGCUGGACAGAAAGAGGAUGACUGACAAAAAACUUACCAUGGAGCAAAUUUCUGCAAAAAUCACUGCAGGUUUUGGAGAUGAUCUUAACUGCAUCUUCAAUGAUGACAAUGCAGAGAAAUUGGUGCUACGAAUCCGAAUCAAGAAUUCAGAUGAAAGCGAAAUGCAAAGUGAUGAGGAAAUCGUGGACAAGAUGGAAGAUGAUGUUUUCCUCCGAUGUAUCGAGUCCAACCUGCUGUCUGACAUGACCUUACAAGGAAUUGAGACCAUUGCUAAG